This is a messenger RNA of Psylliodes chrysocephalus, 1980 nucleotides long. The record is from the annotation of a GenBank genome assembly. Lineage: Eukaryota; Metazoa; Arthropoda; Insecta; Coleoptera; Chrysomelidae.
AUGAUAACACUAAUGACCUAUGCUCCCGCCAGUGUGAGUCUCUCAAGUAGAAAACCAUUUGAUGAAAUAGUUCAAAAGUUACCCUCCAACAUCCUAGCAUCCACACAAAAGAGCAAUUUAGCAUCACCCUCGCAUAAACCACCGGCAUCGCAAAGAAACGCGAUAAAUUCAUCUCAUAAAGAUAAUCUACUUACUCAUCAUAGGCCAACAUUCUACACUACAUCUCAACUAAGUAGUAAAAAUUCACCUCUGCAGCCACCGAUUCAAAGUUAUAGAAAGAAAAGUCAUAAUGAUCGUCGAAGAGACCACUCGCAUAAAUUAUUAGAGGUAGAUAACGAAACAUUUAUAGAAGUGGAAAAUAAACGUAAAAACACUAAAAACACUAAAAACACUAAAAACACUAAAAACACUAAAAACACUAAAAACACUAAAAACACUAAAAACACUAAAAACACUAAAAACACUAAAAACACUAAAAACACUAAAAACACUAAAAACACUAAAAACACUAAAAACACUAAAAACACUAAAAACACUAAAAACACUAAAAACACUAAAAACACUAAAAACACUAAAAACACUAAAAACACUAAAAACACUAAAAACACUAAAAACACUAAAAACACUAAAAACACUAAAAACACUAAAAACACUAAAAACACUAAAAACACUAAAAACACUAAAAACACUAAAAACACUAAAAACACUAAAAACACUAAAAACACUAAAAACACUAAAAACACUAAAAACACUAAAAACACUAAAAACACUAAAAACACUAAAAACACUAAAAACACUAAAAACACUAAAAACACUAAAAACACUAAAAACACUAAAAACACUAAAAACACUAAAAACACUAAAAACACUAAAAACACUAAAAACACUAAAAACACUAAAAACACUAAAAACACUAAAAACACUAAAAACACUAAAAACACUAAAAACACUAAAAACACUAAAAACACUAAAAACACUAAAAACACUAAAAACACUAAAAACACUAAAAACACUAAAAACACUAAAAACACUAAAAACACUAAAAACACUAAAAACACUAAAAACACUAAAAACACUAAAAACACUAAAAACACUAAAAACACUAAAAACACUAAAAACACUAAAAACACUAAAAACACUAAAAACACUAAAAACACUAAAAACACUAAAAACACUAAAAACACUAAAAACACUAAAAACACUAAAAACACUAAAAACACUAAAAACACUAAAAACACUAAAAACACUAAAAACACUAAAAACACUAAAAACACUAAAAACACUAAAAACACUAAAAACACUAAAAACACUAAAAACACUAAAAACACUAAAAACACUAAAAACACUAAAAACACUAAAAACACUAAAAACACUAAAAACACUAAAAACACUAAAAACACUAAAAACACUAAAAACACUAAAAACACUAAAAACACUAAAAACACUAAAAACACUAAAAACACUAAAAACACUAAAAACACUAAAAACACUAAAAACACUAAAAACACUAAAAACACUAAAAACACUAAAAACACUAAAAACACUAAAAACACUAAAAACACUAAAAACACUAAAAACACUAAAAACACUAAAAACACUAAAAACACUAAAAACACUAAAAACACUAAAAACACUAAAAACACUAAAAACACUAAAAACACUAAAAACACUAAAAACACUAAAAACACUAAAAACACUAAAAACACUAAAAACACUAAAAACACUAAAAACACUAAAAACACUAAAAACACUAAAAACACUAAAAACACUAAAAACACUAAAAACACUAAAAACACUAAAAACACUAAAAACACUAAAAACACUAAAAACACUAAAAACACUAAAAACACUAAAAACACUAAAAACACUAAAAACACUAAAAACACUAAAAACACUAAAAACACUAAAAACACUAAAAACACUAAAAACACUAAAAACACUAAAAACACUAAAAACACUAAAAACACUAAAAAAAACUAA